AUGAAUUUCUGCUAUAAAUUUAUUUUCUUUGGUUUACUUUUAUUAUUCUCAACUGCAAUAAUAGCCUAUCCAAGUUAUCAAAAUAAUAAUCAAUAUGAACAAGAUUAUCCAAUAUUACGAAUGACUGAACCUGGCAUAUCAGAUAUGUACGAUGAUAUUGGGCAAGAAAACUAUCAAUUUAUUGAUGGUAAGAAAAAUAUCUAA
Rotaria sp. Silwood2 is the source of this 204-nucleotide messenger RNA. NCBI's taxonomy places the organism in Eukaryota, Metazoa, Rotifera, Eurotatoria, Philodinida, Philodinidae. The record is from the annotation of a GenBank genome assembly.